CUGCCAUUCAAAGCCUCUGUCGGUGCUGCCUCUCUAUCUCCUGAGGGGCUCAGACGUUAGGAGGGGAAGACAUAAAUGCUGACACAGAAACCUCCCGCUCCGCGUCUGAGGAGGGUCUUAAGCUGUCAGAGGGUGCUUAGGAGAGCGCUAGUCUGGAUGAAGAAACCACGCACAGUGCAUUAUCACUUCAGGCUUCUGGAGGGAACCAGCCAAUGAUAGUGUGUGUGUGUAGAAGUUCUCUUGUCUGAUGAGGUUUAUCUCAGGAUGAAUGAGUAAUGUGUCUACGGUGCAUGUUUUUCUUCUUCACAGGAACAACUGUCACGGAGAUGGCAGAGGUUUGAUCUUUAUGCGGAGAAGAAAACGCUAGCUUCUGUUCAAUACCCUCUGACAUGUCUCUGGGAGGGGGAGUACAGGCAGGUGAUCAAAGUACAAGUCAAGUGUCAGGAGUGUUUUUGUUGACGAUGUUCAUUAAUAGAGGCCACUCAAAACCCUCUCUUUGAUCACUUUCUGCUGACGAGGACAGUAUCCAUCAAAUGGAUUAAAUGAAACGAGGGCCAGUGAAGAAAUACAAUUACUUAAGUUAUGCAAAUUGAGUGUAUGUUUUGUUAUUGUGGCAAUGACCUGUUUUACCAGCUAUAAUAUGAGCGAGAACCUUUACUGACCAUUGAUAGUGACAUAGCGACCUCAGGUGGCCAUUUUUUAUUCAGCGCAUCUCGAGAUUUGCGUGUCAAAAACAACAAUCUCGAACAAUUUUGGACGAACUCGACCACCGUACUCGAUACCCUUUCCCCUCUAUCUCACUAUGGUGUUUUUUUUUCUUUCUAACUUUUAGUUACUAUAGCUAAGUUUGUACCUUCAUUUUGCAGUGCCUUUACACAGACAGUCAUUAUAUAUAUAUUUUUCGUUUUCCAUCAUGUUCACGACCACCGGUUCCCGAGGGCUCGAUAAGGCCCCCCUGUCUAAAGGUCUCCUCCUGGUCCUCAGUGGUCUGACUGUCGUGCUAAACCUCCUGCCACAGUACAAUCACCUGUUCACCUACAGCCUGCAGGCCAUCACGCUGCAGCACCAGGUAUGGCGGUUAGUGUGUGGCAGACUGAUCUGUCUGGACCUAAAGGACACCUUCUGCAACAGUCUGCUCAUCUACAACUUCCGCAUCUUGGAGAGACGGUUCGGCAGCAGAAAAUUUGCUUCCUUCCUGUUUGGGACGUGGGUGCUCACUGCACUGGUGGACUUCCUGCUGUCCGAAGCGUUUCACUACCUGUUUGACUACCAGGUGUCUGAGCUGCCUGCCGGACUCGGGACCUCUAACUGGGCUGCCUGCCGGACUGUGAGUACCUCUACCUUUACACCUGUCCUUCACAGCGGGACCUCUAACUGGUCUGCCUGCCGGACUGUGAGUACCUCUACCUUUACACCUGUCCUUCACAGCGGGACCUCUAACUGGGCUGCCUGCCGGACUGUGAGUACCUCUACCUUUACACCUGUCCUUCACAGCGGGACCUCUAACUGGGCUGCCUGCCGGACUGUGAGUACCUCUACCUUUACACCUGUCCUUCACAGCGGGACCUCUAACUGGGCUGCACACAUGUUCUUGACACCUGAGCUCAAUCCCUAAAUCAAUCCCUUGCUCCUAUG
This is a messenger RNA of Oncorhynchus mykiss (rainbow trout), 1635 nucleotides long. The record is from RefSeq and is a predicted model, not a curated record. NCBI's taxonomy places the organism in Eukaryota, Metazoa, Chordata, Actinopteri, Salmoniformes, Salmonidae.